AUGUAAUCAUUAGAUGGUUCUUCGAGAGGUAUAUAAUACUAAUUACUAAGAUAUCAUUAAUUCGAUCGAUUCUGCCAAUAAAAUCACAGCAAAAUAGUUUAUGAAGUAAAACUACACUGACACAGAGGCUAGAAUCAAAAUCAAUAAAUUACAUGAUUAACCUCAAGAAGAAAUAUUGAAUCAAUCCUAAAUAGAUUUACAAGGAAAGUAAAUUACAAUCAAAUCUACACUAACUAUUAAUGCACUCUAUGAGAAGACCAAAUUUUAAGUAAACCAUAAUUUAGAAUAUUUAUAGAUUAUUAUUGAAUCAUUUCUUUAUGGUUUUGCUAAUUUCCCUUUGCUAUAUUACAUAAUUUUACUAAUUGCUUCUAUUAAUUAUGAAGUCAUUGGUUUUUAUAAUCAAUUAUAUAUGGGAUUGUAAAUAGUUUUCUGCUUUUUAAUAUCAUUUUAUGAUACUUUUAUGAAUAAAAUAAAUCUCUAUAGAUCAAUAGAAUAAGCUGAUUAAUAAUAAAUAUUUGUUUAUAUUGAAGAUGAAUUUAGAGAAUGUAGUCUAGGUCAAUUACAACCAGGUCAUUUAAUUAAACUCUUACCAAAAUAGAAAUGCCCCGCAGAUGGAAUAAUAGUAGGGACUAGUGGGGUUUCUGAAAAUAUACCAAUAUUAGAAAUUGGAGGUUAGACAAUCACUCGUAAAGCAGGGGUUGCAAACUUUAGUGUUGGAAGAUAACUAGAAGGCAAAUUAGAAUUCGAUUCUGAAGAUAAGAAGGUUAGAGUUACUUUAAAAAUGGAAACAGCCUAAUUCAGUCAUGAUUUCUAGUAUGUGAAUUUCAAUAUAUUUUUAGACAAUAAAAUAAAAUAAGAAUUUUAUAAGCCAAUAAUUCAUUUGAUGAAAUCUAUAUCCUAGUAACUGGUUAAACAUUGUAAGAACAAAAAGAAAUAUAAAGUUCUGCCUAUGAAAAAACAAAAAUUAAUCCAAAAUUAGGAUUUUCUUUACAUAUUCAAAACAUUAUCAUAAUUAUAUUUACACUUCUAUUAUCUGUAACUUUAUUAGCUGCUCACUUUAUACAAACUAAAUAUAUGUAUCUAGAUGAUAAAGUGAAUGAAGGAUAGAUGAAAACUUUCUUAUAAUUUUUAUGCACUUUCAGUUGGGGAAUUCCCAUUAUGUAGAUUCCAUUAAUAUUAAUAAUUAAUAGAAUUUCUAAAUUCUAAGCUGAGCAUGAUCGUUUAAUAGAGUAAAAGAAAUUAUUAAUUUUUUUAUAGUGUUGAUAUUUCUGGAAAGAAAGUUGAAAUUAUAAAUAGUAAUGCCUUAGCUAAUAUGGCUAGAGCCAAAUAUAUAUUGACUGAUUUAAAUCUAUUAACUAGACAAAGUUUAGUAGUCAAUAACAUCUUAUUAAAUAAAUAAUCUGAUGAAAUCAACCUUAAUGAUUUAGUAACAGUGACCCCUAUUGAAGAUAUUGAUGAUUUAAUUUUCUGCUAAUAAGAAAUUAAAUUUGCACUCUUAGCUUUUCAAACUUCCUAAAAAAGUGAAGAGGAUAUUGCUACUUAAAAAAGAAUUUUGGAAUAUGGAUUAUCUUUAGGAAUCAAUGGAAAUCUAAGAAUAAUUUAAGAUUAAGAAUAAAAUUAAUAAUAUUUUUAAAAAAAAUUUGAAGUAGUGACUUCCAAAUAUCUUUUAGUUGGUUAUGAAUAAAUUCUAAAAGAAGUAUAUUUAUAUUUAAUAUAUUUAUAGGAUAACAAAUAGUAUCUUAUUGUCUUUAGAUAAAAAUUUAUUGAUUGUAAAGAACUAUUAACAUCUGAAAUAUAAUUGUAAAUUACUAGUUUAUUAGAUGCUAAAGAUAAUCUUAAUUAAAUGAAUAUAGUGUUUAGAAAGAUUGUUUCAAUGCAAUAUAUAGAUAAAAUAACAAAUAUGGUUAAUUAACAAAAAAAAAUUGAUGAUGAAACUUUAAAAUAAAUUAAAUCAGAUGUUGAACCUGUUUUAUUCAUUGAAAUAAUUGAAGAUUUUUAUGAUUGUUCUUAAGAAAUCAUGGAUAUUAGAUAAUGUGAAUAUAAAAUAUGGAUUAACUCUCAUAUCAAAGAUGUAUAUUGAUUUUAAUAAUUAUUAGCCAUAAAUCUUAGAGAAUGAUCCAACUAUGGCAGGAUUAUUUGAAUAAACUGCUCCUUAGAUUAUGAUAUGUUAAAAUGGAGAUGAACUUUAAGUAGCACUUGAUUAAAUUGAAAAAAACAGUGUAUAUUGAUUAUAGUAAAUUAGUAAAUCAAAAAUGUUGGUAAAGAACUUAACUUAUAUAUUAAUGAUAGACCUAUUUUACUUAUUAUAGAUGAUGCAACUUUAUAAACUGGAUUAAAGAAUCAAUUACUUAAUGAGAAAUUUAAAAGUUUCUUUCUAAAAAUACCUCUUGUUAUAAUACUCAAUUCUAAACCACAUCUAAAUUAUUUGUUAUAAUCAAUCAUAAAAUCACACGAAUUAAUUUGCAUUACUAAUUAUAUCACUUCAACUCCAUCUAUGUAGAUUUAUUUAGAAAAUCAAACAGAAACAGCAUUUGAUAUUAAAAUGCCAACUUUUAGUUUUUUACCCAAAAUUUUAAUUGUUCAUGGAAGAUUAAAUAAUAUUCGAUAAGGUUCAGCAAUCUCGCUGAUCAAUUAUUUAUCUUUUAUUUUGUUUUUUAUUUAAUUUGUCUAUUCAUGUUACAACAGAUUUUCCUAAAACUAUUUGUUAAAUGAAUUUAUACUCUUUAUAAUGAUGUUCUUUACUAUUUGUUAUAUUUUCAUAUUCUUUAGCAUGGCUCAGGUAUACAAUUAUUUAACAAUUAUAGGAUUUCCCUUUUGAAAUCUUAAGAAAUCAACCAGUAUAUCAUUUAAUGGUGAGAACACCUAAGAAUCCCUAUAAAUUAUUGAUAACUCAAUUUAUUUAAGGAGGAUUUCAUGGUACUUUUAUUGUCAUAUCAAUAAUUUAUACAUUUUAUGGUUCAAAUGAUUAAAAUGGAUAUGUUCAUGGCUAUUAAUUACAAUAAUUUAUGACAUUUACAAUAAGUUUAUUAGUAAUAGCCUUUAAGCCCAUAGUAGAUUAAUAUAAAAUUGUAAAAUCAUAAAUGUAAUAAAUUCUUUAAUAUUUAGAUAUUUAGCAAUGGCAUAUAUAUUUGUUACAGUGAUGAUUAUUUAUAAGAAUAAUGAAUAAAUGGCUGAUUUAUUUGAAACAGGUGUAAAGACUAAAGAUUUAUGUGCUCUUGUGUUUUAUCCUAUUUGUGCUUUAAGUCCAAAUCUAAUUGGAUAGUUUAUUUUAAGAUUAUUAUAGACAAAUGACUUAAAUUUAAGUCUUUACAAAAUGGAAUAGAAAGUAAAAUUCUAAUAUCUUAUAAAAAGCAUGAAGAAGAGUCUGAGAAUCAAAAAUUAAGAGAUGCCAAAAAUUAUAUAAGAUUAUAUUAAAAAGAAGAAUUAGAAUAAUAAGAAGACAUAGUAAAUUCGAAGAAAGUACUUUGA
Molecule: messenger RNA, 3468 nt
Organism: Paramecium primaurelia
Lineage: Eukaryota; Ciliophora; Oligohymenophorea; Peniculida; Parameciidae
Source: the annotation of a GenBank genome assembly